Sinocyclocheilus anshuiensis is the source of this 4044-nucleotide messenger RNA. RefSeq names its product diacylglycerol kinase delta-like. Gene Ontology annotation, cellular component: plasma membrane. Gene Ontology annotation, biological process: phospholipase C-activating G protein-coupled receptor signaling pathway. The transcript has 27 exons. The record is from RefSeq and is a predicted model, not a curated record. Bases 168 to 3302 code for a protein of 1044 amino acids. Gene Ontology annotation, molecular function: protein homodimerization activity; ATP-dependent diacylglycerol kinase activity; protein heterodimerization activity. NCBI's taxonomy places the organism in Eukaryota, Metazoa, Chordata, Actinopteri, Cypriniformes, Cyprinidae.
GGUCACUCGUUCAGUACAGCGUCUCAGCUGUAGCUCCUCUGUCCGGUAGGCGGCGCACUCUCCCGCUCUCCGGGCUGCAGUGCUCGGUCUGUCCGUGCGGCGGCGCUGUGAGGCCGGUCCCGCUGGAACACGUCCGUGAGUGUGAGUCCCGGGGGCUGGAGCGCAGGAUGGCGGCGGUCGGUGCUGCUGAGGCCGAGUCGUCGGACAGUGAGCCGGAGCAGGAGCACGGCUCCCCGCAGAAGCUCAUUCGGAAGGUCUCCACGUCCGGUCAGAUCCGGAGCAAGACGAUUUUAAAAGAGGGAAAGUUGAUGAAACAGACAAAUUUUCAGCGCUGGAAGAGACGUUACUUUAAACUGCGGGGAAGAACGCUGUACUACGCUCAGACGGCCAAGUCAAUUAUUUUUGAUGAAGUGGAUCUGACGGAUGCCAGCGUAGCAGAAUCAAGCACGAAGAACGUUAACAAUAGCUUUACUGUAAUCACUCCGUGUCGUCGGCUGGUUCUGUGUGCGGAAAACAGGAAAGAAAUGGAGGAAUGGAUCGCAGCGCUGAAGAGUGUUCAGAACCGAGAACACUUUGAGUCCACUCAGUUCAGUAUGGAUCAUUUCUCUGGGAUGCAUAACUGGUACGCCUGUUCUCACGCUCGCCCCACGUACUGUAACGUCUGUCGGGAGGCUCUGUCUGGAGUCACGUCUCACGGACUGUCCUGCGAAGUGUGUAAGUUCAAGGCUCACAAGCGCUGUGCGGUCAGAGCCACUAAUAACUGCAAAUGGACGACCCUGGCCUCAAUCGGCAAAGACAUACUGGAGGAUGAGGAUGGGAUCUCGAUGCCUCAUCAGUGGCUGGAGGGGAAUCUUCCCGUCAGCGCCAAAUGCACCGUGUGCGACAAAACCUGCGGCAGCGUCCUGAGACUGCAGGACUGGCGCUGUUUAUGGUGCAAAGCCAUGGUGCAUGCUGGGUGCAAAGACCAGCUCUCGCUGAAGUGCCCGCUGGGUCAGUGUAAAGUCUCAGUGAUUCCACCCACCGCCCUCAACAGCAUCGACUCAGACGGUGAGCGUCCAAUCAGAACGGUCUCUCAGAAACAACCAAUCAGAACGCUUUCCCAGAGAUGGCCAAUCAGAAAGAACCAUCUGAUGGAAACAUCCGCUCUGCAGUGCCAGCUCGGCGUACUUCCUCUGGGAACAGGAAAUGACCUGGCGAGAGUUUUAGGGUGGGGCUCGGCGUGUGACGACGACACUCAGUUACCGCAGAUCCUGGAGAAACUAGAGAGAGCCAGUACUAAGAUGCUGGACAGAUGGAGUAUUAUGGUAUACGAGACCAAGUUACCACGGCAACACUCCAGCUCCACGGUAACAGAGGACUGCAGUGAGGACCCAGAGGUGCAGCACAUUCUGACCUAUGAGGACUCAGUCGCUGCUCAUCUCUCCAAAAUCCUGACGUCCGAUCAGCACUCUGUGGUCAUUUCAUCCGCCAAAGUCCUGUGUGAGACGGUUAAAGACUUUGUUGCAAAAGUCGGACGUGCUUACGAGAAAAACACCGAAAACUUAGAAGAAUCAGAGGCCAUGGCUAAAAAGUGUGGUGUGCUAAAAGAAAAGUUGGACUCGUUAUUGAAAACGCUUAACGAUGAAGCCCAGGCUAGCAGUGUGAUGUCUGCGCCUCCACCCACCAUCGCUGAGGAGCAGGUGGAUGGGGAGGGUGUGGUUCUGGCUCCGCCCACGGCCCCACCCACUGCCCUGCCCCCUUGCUCGCCUCGACCGCCCGCCGCUAUCUUCAAACCCCGAGAGCAGCUGAUGCUUCGCGCCAACAGCCUGAAGAAAGCCAUCAGACAAAUCAUCGAGCACACGGAGAAAGCGGUGGAUGAACAGAACGCUCAAACGGAGGAGGGUUUGCCUUCACUACCGGCGGAGGAAGAAGAGGAUGAUGGUUCAGAAACGUUGUCUCUGCAGUCGUCAUACAGCAGCAGAGCGCGAGCCAGCAGACGAGCGUCUAAGACUCCAUGUGAGAAGCUCAUCAGUAAAGGAAGCCUGUCCAUAGGCAGCUCCGCCUCACUUCCUGCUCAGACAGGAAGCAGAGAGAACAUGCCCAUGCUGAACACUAAGAUCCUCUACCCAAGUCUCAGAGCUGGUGUGUCGGGCUCUUUUAGCGGCUCGGUGAUCACCAGGCUGCUGGUCAAUGCUGAUCCGUUCAGCUGUGAUCCGGAGAACCUGGAUCUGUACACAGAGAAAUGUGUGAUGAAUAAUUAUUUCGGGAUCGGUCUGGAUGCCAAGAUCUCUCUGGACUUCAACAAUAAACGUGACGAGCAUCCAGAGAAAUGCAGGAGUCGCACUAAAAACAUGAUGUGGUAUGGAGUCCUGGGAACCAAAGAACUUCUGCACAGAACAUACAAGAACUUGGAACAGAGAGUUCUGCUGGAGUGUGACGGGAGGCCGAUCCCUCUUCCCAGUCUCCAGGGAAUCGCCGUGCUGAAUAUUCCCAGUUACGCAGGAGGAACCAACUUCUGGGGCGGAACUAAAGAGGAUGAUACAUUUAUGGCGCCGUCGUUUGACGAUAAGAUCCUGGAGGUGGUGGCUGUGUUCGGCAGCAUGCAGAUGGCUGUUUCUAGAGUUAUUAAUCUACAGCAUCACCGUAUCGCACAGGUACAUAUCAGGGAAGCAGCACAGUCUCAUCACACCAUCGAGCAGGAAUUGGCUCAUGCAGUCAACGCUAGCUCUAAGGCCAUGGAUCUCGUGUACGCAAACUCCAAAAGCAGCGGGGGUUUGACCUGUAAUGUGGUGAUGGAGAUGGUCAGUAAUGUCAAAGCUCUGCACAGUGAGACCCAGCUGCUGCUCGCGGGAAAGAUGAGCCUGCAGCUGGAUCCUCCUCAGAGAGAUCAGCUGAUCGGUGCCUUGAGUUCAGUCACUCAGCAGUUACGCAGACUCACAGACAUCAGCUGGCUCAGUCAGCUCAUCGACCCGGCCGACGACGAGGGUCAGCUGUCUGAUUUCUCCAAGCGCAGUCGUAGCGCUAAAUUCCGCCUCGUGCCCAAAUUCAAGAAAGACAAAAACAACAAAAACAAGGAGACGUGCGCCGCCCUCAACAUGCCAGUGAAUACGUGGGGUGUGGAUGAAGUGGCCGUCUGGCUGGAGAUGCUCUGUCUGGCUGAGUAUAAGGAUAUCUUCAUCAGACAUGAUAUCAGAGGACCAGAGCUGCUUCAGCUGGAGAGGAGAGACCUGAAGGAUCUGGGAGUGACUAAAGUCGGCCAUAUGAAGCGGAUCCUGCAGGGAAUCAGGGAUUUGAGUCGAAACAGCACAGCCAGCGAAGCCUAGACGCUCCGCAGCCAAUCAGAUGCCUUGUUCGGACGUGACGCAGCUUCACCCGGCCAAUCAAACGCUCAGUCACAACUGGAAGCAGCCAUACUCCGCCACUCGACUCGACCAAUCACAGUGCCUUCUGUUCUCCACCUGUGUGACAUCAUCACUUUGGGGGAAGCUAUUUUACUAGCUAGAAGGGGGAGAUUUAUCAAGAGCCAUCAGAGGGUCAUACCAAUAUCACAGACUUUGAAGAGCAAAUCACCAUUCAGCCAACAUGAAAUCCACGCUCAGCCUUUUUUCUUGGAAGUACUUUCACUUUCUUAAAGUAACAAAUGCUUGUCUUCUAAAUCUGCCAUCAAAACUGAAUAACUUCCUCCACGUCUCAAACAGCUUUUCGUUUCCGCUGAGGUCACCAAGGCCUAAAAAUUAUAUUAACCAAUAAUCUCAAGCCCCACGUUUCACGAUCCAAUCAAAUGUCCCGCCCUCCAUUAUUAUUUUUGUUAAAUAUUCAAUUUCAUUUUAAAAUGAAAGGUGUGGUGAAUGCUGUUUCAUGUUGUCUUGAAGCUCUGUGACUCUGUUCAAAACCUAGUGAGCUGCCUUUGUCUACUGCCUGCCUUCUGAGCCACCAGAGACUCUCGAAAGAUUUCCAGUCAGACUGAUCCUCAGAUGAGCACAAAAUACAAGAGUGGUAAAACACCUUUACAUUUAUGCAUUUGGCUGAUGCUUUUAUCCAAAGUGACUUGCAUUGCAUUGCAUU